Messenger RNA from Sapajus apella (tufted capuchin), 951 nucleotides. RefSeq names its product olfactory receptor 10H3. Gene Ontology annotation, molecular function: G protein-coupled receptor activity; olfactory receptor activity. The record is from RefSeq and is a predicted model, not a curated record. The transcript has a single exon. Bases 1 to 951 code for a protein of 316 amino acids. Gene Ontology annotation, cellular component: membrane. NCBI's taxonomy places the organism in Eukaryota, Metazoa, Chordata, Mammalia, Primates, Cebidae. Gene Ontology annotation, biological process: G protein-coupled receptor signaling pathway.
AUGCUUGGUCAGAACUACAGCACCAUGUCUGAAUUUAUCCUCUUUGGCUUCUCAGCCUUCCCCCAGAAACUCCUCCCCAUCUUGUUCCUGCUGUACCUCCUGAUGUACCUGUUCACAUUGCUGGGGAACCUUCUCAUCAUGGCUACAGUCUGGAUUGAACACAGACUUCACACACCCAUGUACCUCUUCUUGUGUGCCCUCUCCAUCUCUGAGAUUCUGUUCACUGUUGCCAUCACCCCUCGUAUGCUCGCUGAUCUGCUCUCCACCCAUCAUUCCAUCACCUUUCUGGCUUGUGCCAGCCAGAUGUUCUUCUCCUUCACGUUUGGCUUCACUCACUCCUUCCUUCUCAUGAUCAUGGGCUAUGAUCGCUACGUGGCCAUCUGCCACCCACUGCAUUACAACAUGUUCAUGAGCCCCCGUGGCUGUGCCCAUCUUGUGGCCUGGACCUGGGCUGGUAGCUCAGUCAUGGGGAUGAUGGUGACAAUGAUAGUUUUUCACCUCACUUUCUGUGGGUCUACUGUGAUCCGACAUUUUGCCUGCCAUGUGCUUUCCCUCUUGAAGUUGGCCUGUGGGAACAACACAUCAUCUGUCAUCAUGGGUGUGAUGCUGGUGUGUGUCACAGCCCUGGUAGGCUGUUUACUCCUCCUCAUCCUCUCCUAUGUCUUCAUUGUGGCUGCCACCUUGAGGAUUCCCUCUGCUGAGGGCCGGCACAAGACUUUCUCCACGUGUGUAUCCCACCUCACUGUGGUGGUCGUGCACUAUAGUUUUGCCUCCAUUAUCUACCUCAAGCCCAAGGGCCUCCAUUCUACGUACGGUGACGCCUUGAUGGCCACCACCUAUACUGUCUUCACCCCCUUCCUUAGCCCGAUCAUUUUCAGCCUGAGGAACCAGGAGCUGAAGAAUGCCAUACGUAAACACUUUUGCAGAAAAUUCUGUCCUCUAAGCUCCUGA